Molecule: messenger RNA, 603 nt
Organism: Lactuca saligna
Lineage: Eukaryota; Viridiplantae; Streptophyta; Magnoliopsida; Asterales; Asteraceae
Source: the annotation of a GenBank genome assembly
AUGAGUCCCCAAUGGAAUCACUUAGGUAAGAAACCUGUGGGAAUUUUUGAGGGAAAAACUAUAACCCUUCUUGAUCUUCUUCAUCGAAAGCAUAAUGUGAACCUUGCCCUAGUUACAGAGGAUGUGAUGAUCCCGGACUCCUCGAAUCAUUCAGAAUCCAACAUGGAUUCCACUCUAGAGGUUUCUCAGUCAGAGAUCUAUAAAUCUGUUCCUCCUAACCUUUUCUCUAAAGGUGUGAAAUUGGAUUCUGAUCAUGGUAGACCUCCCAUAGUGUCUACAAGAGCUUCCUCGAUAGGGUUCAUCUUAAAGAAGCAUUCUGAAAGUGCUCAAAAUGACCAGCUCAUUCAAAUGUCUCUUCCCAAAUGGAAACAUUCUGGUCGAGAAACAAGAAGCCAAAGUUUGAAUGAUCUUGAUAAUUAUGCUAUUCUCGAUGUUACAGGCUCUAAACGUAACUUGAAAGGCCCUAUAAUCACCGUCUUCCACGAAUGUCUAAUCGAACCAGAUAGAAAAAUGAAACAUGUGGAAAGCGAGGCAGAGGCAUCCCAAUUGGCCAAAUCAGGAUCGGAGGAUGCUGCUAAGAAUCCCCCUAAAACCCCCUUUUAG